AUGGCACCGCCAAAUCAUUUGAAGCCGCCGACCAGGCUCAUCACCACUCACAAUGCAGAAGGCAAGGCCAUAAUUUCGGACACGGUGCCCGAGGAACUCAAGCCGCAAGACGUUGAGGGUGCAAAUGCAACCUUCUACCUCUCAUAUUGCACCGACCAGUAUCCCGUGGACAUGAACCAGGACAGAGACUUGAAGGCAUACGAAAGGUAUGCCGCGGAACCUCCGGGCCUCGUCAUCGGCUCCGGCACCGUGCUCCGGCAUGUCGACAUUGGGCCGGGAAGUGUAUCGCCGAUGCAUCGAACCGUCUCGCUCGACUAUGGGAUUGUCAUCGAAGGCGACAUCGAACUCAUCCUGGAUAGCGGCGAGACGCGGCGGAUGGCGCCAGGAGACAUAUGCGUUCAGCGCGGGACCAUGCAUGCGUGGCGGAAUGCGAGCGACACCAAAUGGGCGAGGAUGUUGUAUGUGUUGCAGCCGUCGAAGCCUUUGCAGGUAGGCAGUGGUGGCAAGGUGUUGGGAGAGGAUUAUGGAGGGACGAUGAGAGUGAGAGCUUCCACGUGA
Lecanosticta acicola is the source of this 558-nucleotide messenger RNA. Lineage: Eukaryota; Fungi; Ascomycota; Dothideomycetes; Mycosphaerellales; Mycosphaerellaceae. The record is from the annotation of a GenBank genome assembly.